Molecule: messenger RNA, 1434 nt
Organism: Oryza brachyantha (malo sina)
Lineage: Eukaryota; Viridiplantae; Streptophyta; Magnoliopsida; Poales; Poaceae
Product: leucine-rich repeat extensin-like protein 3
Exons: 1
Coding region: 44-1093 (349 amino acids)
Biological process (GO): plant-type secondary cell wall biogenesis
Source: RefSeq, a predicted model, not a curated record
ACAGCUCUUCACUCCUCUCACUACAGCAGCAGCAGCAGCAGCAAUGGCUUUCAACCCUGGUUCUCCGGGCUUUGGCUUCCCAUUCCCCUUCAAUCCUCCUAACCCUAACCCUUAUGCUCCCCUAAACCCCUAUGCCCCAAAACCGUCAUCAAUGCCACCGCGCCCUCAAGCCCCACCACCUCCGCAACGCUUCCCACCACCACCUUCCCCUCCCAUCCGACCCCCACCACCUCCAGGCCGCGCUCCGCCACCACCUUCACCACCAAUCCGUCCCCCACCGCCUCCAAGCCGCGCUCCACCACCACCUGCCCAAGCCCCACCGCCACCCCGCCGUGCUCCACCACCACCCACACUACCACCGCCACCUCCUCGUCGUGCUCCACCACCACCCACGCUACCACCGCCACCUCCCCGCCGUGCCCCACCCCCACCGGCGACACCCCCACCAUCACCUCGGCGCGCUCCACCCCCACCAUCACCACCCAUCCGACCGCCACCACCACCAACUCCUCACCCCCACGCGCCGCCGCCGCCUCGCCCACUGGCCCCGCCACCUCCUCACAUCAGCCCGCCCACACCCGUGCCGCCGCCACCUGGCCCGCCACACCACAUUGUCAUCAUCGUCGUCUUCAUCUCAUUCGGUGGCCUCCUGUUACUAGCAUGUCUCGCACUCUUCUGCUGGCACAAGAAGAGGGGGAGGAAGACGGAGAGGAAAGCGGAGAUCCACAACUUGAGCGGCCAUGUCCAUGUCAACAAGGCAACAGCGACAGGCCCCGACGGUGCCAAGGCCACCGUGCUGUCAGUCGACGAGGACCUCAAAUUCCAGGAGGUCGCCGGCGAGGCGUCAAGCGCCGCCGGAGCAGGGAGCCAUCAUGCCCCUUGGUCAUGGCACAGGAAGCAGGAAGGCAGAACAGAGCACAAGGCAGAGGUCAUCAAUGUCACGGAGCACAUCCAUGCCGACGAGAAGAUAGUGGCAGGGCCUCACGGCCAGAAGAUUGAGAUCCUUUCAGAAGAUGAAGAUAUCAGGUUUGAAGAGGCAGGCAGGAAGGAAAAAGGAGCUGAAAGAUCAAAUACUCGCAUCAUCAAGACCUGACCUGACAAGCUAACAUGAGAUGCCCCACAGUCUGCAAUCUCUGCAUGCCCAAGUGUUACUACAGCUCUACGGAAAGAGCCUUCAGCUGAGACAGUAACGGUAUACCUACACUUGUGUUAUUUGAUUAUUUUGAUAAGAUUGUAUGUUCUUUGGUGUGAACGAAAUAAGGGAGUCAGAGACACCAUUUGGUUGAAUGGAAAGUGUAACUAUUGCUAUCAGCAUAUGUAAAUGAAAUGGAAUUCUUUAAUGGAAUUGGUAAAAAGAAACGACUGUCAAAUAGGCAUCUGGCGGCUGCAAGUCAAGUCAUAACCAAAUGUACUCACUGACACAAGAUUUCUGUU